AGGCUGUUGCCUUAAGCUGCCGGUGGUGAGCUCGUGUUGUCCGGCGGGAGGAGUUUGGCUACAGUCCGGGAGACAAAGACAAAGUGAUGGACGGGUGAAGUCCUACUGUAUCGACUUUGGAUUAACAGUGACAGAAGGUCUUUGACACUGAACUGCAAAACCCCCAGAUCACCACCAGACAAGGAGACCACCUGCUGUUUCCAGUUGUUGUUUACAUCUGUCAUCAGCGGGACUCAUCUCUCAAAUAACAAAGGACAUCUGCUGCAGGGACAGUCCGUUUUUUCAGUGCAACUCCUUCAAAAACCUGCCUAUUUCUGGAAUUUUUCCCCCUAAUUCACAGUGAAACUAAUGGAAUUCAAGGAGGAUGCCCCAAAGGGCAAAGUCAAGAUGGUCGCUUGCACUUAUAUUGAUUCUUCAUUCAGUGUAAGAAGAAGCUCCAUUCUCUAGUCAUCUUGAUGAAGGUUCCUUUGUGACAAAAGAUAAGGGCCACUUGGGGCCAGGAGGUGGAAACCUGUACCUCCUCUGACACCAGCUCAACUCUGUAUAAUAUAACAAUAUAAAAUUUUAAAUUGCCCCCUCACAUCACCAUGGAGCUUUUCUUCAACCCUUUUGAUAACUUGGUGUGCAUCCUGCUGGGUAUCUCCUUCACCGUGUGGUUCACCCUGCUGCUGGUCUUCAUUAUUGUGCCUGCCAUUUUUGGGGUGUCGUUUGGCAUCCGGCGUCUUUAUAUGAAAACAUUGUUGAAGAUAUUUGAGUGGGCUACACUUAGAAUAGAGAGAGGAGCCAAAGAAAAGAAUCACCUCCUGUACAAACCUUACUCAAAUGCAAUCAUUGCCAAGGAGCCCACCUCCUUGGAGGAGGAGAUCAAGGAGAUCCGGCGGAGUGGCAGCAACAAAGACCUGGACUCAGCCCCUGAGUUUGAGAUGUCUGAUAUCUUCUAUUUUGCUCGGCGAGGAGUGGAGAGCAUCAUGGAUGAUGAGGUGACUAAGCGAUUUUCUGCUGAGGAGUUGGAGUCCUGGAAUCUGCUGACCCGCAGCAACUACAACUUCCACUAUAUCAGCCUGAGGCUGACCGUCCUAUGGGGGCUGGGCCUCCUGAUCCGUUAUGGCUUCCUGCUGCCACUCAGGGUUACCCUUGCCUUCACUGGUGUAGGCCUCCUCGUGUUCCUCACCUCUAUCGUUGGGCUGCUGCCAAAUGGAAGAAUGAAAAAUUUCCUAAGUGAGAAAGUACAUUUGAUGUGCUACAGAAUAUGUGUCAGAGCUCUGACUGCCAUUAUAACCUACCAUGACAGUGAGAAUAAACCCAAGAAUGGAGGUAUCUGCGUUGCUAACCACACCUCACCGAUUGACGUCAUCAUCCUUGCCAGUGAUGGCUGCUAUGCCAUGGUUGGCCAAAUUCAUGGUGGCUUGAUGGGUGUCAUUCAGCGAUCCAUGGUCAAGGCUUGCCCUCAUAUUUGGUUUGAACGCUCAGAAGUGAAAGACAGACAUCUAGUGGCCAAAAGAUUAAGUGACCACGUAGAAGAUAAAUCUAAACUGCCCAUUCUCAUUUUUCCAGAAGGUACCUGCAUAAACAACACAUCAGUAAUGAUGUUUAAGAAGGGCAGUUUUGAGAUUGGUGCCACAGUCUACCCUGUGGCCAUUAAGUAUGAUCCUCGAUUUGGAGAUGCCUUCUGGAAUAGCAGCAAGUUUGGAAUGGUCAACUACCUUUUGCGUAUGAUGAGCAGCUGGGCCAUCGUUUGCAGUGUGUGGUACCUUCCUCCCAUGUCUAGAGAGGAGGGAGAGGACGCUGUCCAGUUUGCCAAUCGUGUAAAAGCAGCGAUAGCCAGACAAGGUGGACUGGUUGACCUCUUGUGGGAUGGAGGACUGAAGCGAGCAAAGGUAAAAGAUACCUUCAAAGAAGAGCAGCAGAAGCUGUACAGUAAAAUGCUGGUAGGCACGCAGGAAGACCGCAGCCGCUCCUGAAGAGCUUUCAUGAAAGUGGACUGGCUCAUUGAUGCAACUGGGUAUCUCUGACUAAGUGAGUAGUCAGCAGUGGUGUCCCAGUACUGAAGCAGCUGGACUGGGAAAACUUCGCCCUGAUGUCAACAGUUCUCCAUUUGGCUUCCUCUGUCACUGCCUCAGCCUGGCAAGUUAAGCUGCAUCGCAGUUACGGGGUCCACAGCUCCCUGUUGGAUUAGCUUGCUUGCUGUAGAAAUGAGAAGACAGUGAGCACGCAGAAAGUCUUCCUUGGUGGUAAUCUUUUGAAAGGGGGGGAAUAUAUGUGAUCAUCUCUCAAUAAGUUCUGGUCUUUGUUUUGAUAGUUGUGACUUUAAUUUUCAACACUUUAUUUGUUUGUUUGUAUCACACUGUGUUUAAGUUAAUGACUGGAUUUUCCUUGAAAUGUAGAAGAGGAUUACUGUAGAUAAAAUCUAGUUUCUUUUAAAUCUGAAACCUGUGACUGAGUUGGAGGUUUUCAUUACUGGUGAGGACCUAAAUUACGGGGCAAAAACGCCAGAAUUUGUACAUUUCAGAUAUUUUUAUGGGCUUUUUUCCAGGAGAAAAAAAAAUCUUGUAUUUUAAGAUUUGUGCUUUAAAUUAAGACUUGUAUCAACACAUCACUGUAGGCAGAAAAGCACCUGAUAUGUUGCAGGGUUCUGUGUUUUCCAUGGAAUGUGUAAGUUCACACAUUGUGAAGUGGAAAUUGUGCACCUACAGCUACUUGAACGGAGUCAUAUUUAUUUUAAACAGAUACUCCUCUUGUCAGCUAUGCAGCAUAAGUGGAGUAAAGGCAUUAAAGUCCCUUCAUUAAAGCAUUUCAUUGAGAUGUUUAAGCAUUGUCCCCUUAAGGCUUACGGCACACAGGUGACAUAAAGCCCAUCGUAAGUGGUCACCUGACUGAAACACAGGCAUAAGUGGCAAUCACCGGAUGCUUGUUCAUACUAAUACACUUCCAAACAUGUUUUCAUUGACAUCUUGUUUGUGCAGUUAACAUUCCUCCUUUAUUUCAAUGAAUUAAUGAACUCUAAACGUUAUUUUCUUUAAAAGUCUUCCUCGUAUUUAGCAGCCUCAAGGAGGACUCGAGGAGAAACUGCAGCUGUAAUUUGGACGCAAGCAUUGGCGGACAGCCCUGACUAGUCUCACUAGUUUGGUGUUAUCAGGGAUAGUCAUUUAGAUUGUGUCUAAUCAGUUCAUCAAAUAAAUGUUCAAGAAUAUGAUUCUAACGUUGACUUUUGUGAUUAUAUUAAAUUAUAAGGCUGUUAACACGGAUACUAGUGAACAUGGAGAAGUGCAUGUCUUAAAUAUGCACGCUACAGGAGCUAAAGGAAUUUACUUUUUCCACUGUAUGUAUAGUCAUUAAAUACCAUAUAUGGUUCAUACUCAGUAGAGCUACUGUUAGACUUUACCUCUCAAGUUUAAUGUGAGCUAAAUGGAUAAAAACUGCAUUUGCAAUUGUUUUUGGAACAUAACAUUUAUUUAUUAUACUUUAUUGGCUUAUUGUUGCUUUUCUGUACUAUUUUUUUUUUUUGCAAACAUUUCCUAUGAAGUUUGUUGUUUGGCAGAAUUCACUACAACACAAUCUCACAUAAAGAUUGACAAUU
Molecule: messenger RNA, 3577 nt
Organism: Melanotaenia boesemani (Boeseman's rainbowfish)
Lineage: Eukaryota; Metazoa; Chordata; Actinopteri; Atheriniformes; Melanotaeniidae
Product: glycerol-3-phosphate acyltransferase 4
Exons: 13
Coding region: 588-1961 (457 amino acids)
Biological process (GO): triglyceride biosynthetic process
Cellular component (GO): endoplasmic reticulum
Molecular function (GO): glycerol-3-phosphate O-acyltransferase activity
Source: RefSeq, a predicted model, not a curated record